Molecule: messenger RNA, 1710 nt
Organism: Lodderomyces theae
Lineage: Eukaryota; Fungi; Ascomycota; Pichiomycetes; Serinales; Debaryomycetaceae
Gene: DBP3
Product: RNA-dependent ATPase
Exons: 1
Coding region: 1-1710 (569 amino acids)
Biological process (GO): rRNA processing
Cellular component (GO): nucleolus
Molecular function (GO): RNA helicase activity; RNA binding; ATP binding
Source: RefSeq, a predicted model, not a curated record
AUGGGACCAGACAAGAAGAGAAAACAAGAAGAAGUAGAAGGAGGAGCGGGGCACGAGCACGGUGAGAUGCUGGAGAGGAAAAGAUUGAAGAUGGAGAGGAAACAGGCCAAGAAGUUAGCCAAGAAGGAAAAGAAGUUGGCUAGGAAGGAAGAAAAAGAAAAGAAGGCGCAAGAGUUGAGUGAGAAGAAGAAGAAGGAGAAGAAUAAGGACAAGUAUAAUAAUAAAAAGAAGAAGGGUAGCAGUAGCAGCGCCAACAGUAGCAGCAGCAGUAAGAACAUGAAAGAGGAUUUUCCCGCAGCUGUUACAAAGGAUGAGGUUUCUGCGCCAUCAUCCAGCAGCAUUAGCUCUUCCGGCUACACACAAUCAUUCAAAUUGACAAACACUCCACAGCAAGCAAUUGAUGAGUUUUUAUCAGCCAAUGAAGUCACAAUUGAGGACCCACAGCAUCUCAACUAUAAACCAAUUCUUUCAUUUGAUCAAAUUGAAUUGGACGCAUCCAUUGCUUCGAAAUUGCAAAAAUUUGCCAAGCCUACCCCUAUUCAAUCGAUAUCAUGGCCAUUCCUUCUUGAUGGUAAAGAUGUGAUUGGUGUUGCUGAAACUGGAUCAGGAAAGACAUUUGCAUUUGGUGUGCCUGCCAUUAACAACAUCAUCACUAAUGGCUCUACUGACCUGCUUAGUGUCUUGUGUAUUUCCCCCACUCGUGAAUUGGCAUUACAGAUUUAUGACAAUUUGCAAGAAUUGACUAUUGACACUCCGAUUUCAUGUGUUGCCAUAUACGGGGGUGUUUCCAAAGAUGACCAGGUGCGUAAAAUUAGACUGGGUGCCAAUGUGAUUGUAGCUACACCUGGUCGAUUGGUUGAUUUGAUCAAUGAUGGAGCAGUGGAUUUGAGUCUGAUCAAUUACUUGGUCUUGGAUGAAGCUGAUCGUAUGUUGGAAAAGGGGUUUGAGGAAGAUAUCAAGCAUAUCAUUGGAUCCACUAAUGCUCGAGACAGACAGACGUUGAUGUUUACGGCCACGUGGCCCAAGGAAGUUCGUGAAUUGGCCAACAAUUUCAUGCGCAGUCCUAUCAAGUUGACAAUUGGAGACCGUGAUGAGUUGAGUGCUAAUAAGCGAAUCACCCAAGUUGUUGAGGUUUUGGAUGACAAGUUUCAAAAGGAACUGAAACUCAUAUCAUUGUUGAACAAGUACCAACAUGGACCACAGGGUCAAGGCAACAAUAAGAUUUUGGUGUUUGCAUUGUAUAAGAAGGAAGCAUCAAGAAUUGAGUCGUUGUUGCGUCGUAAUAAGUUCAAAGUGGCGGCCAUUCACGGUGAUUUGUCACAACAACAACGUACGCAAGCUCUCAAUUCAUUCAAACUGGGCGAGUGCAACUUGUUGUUAGCUACCGAUGUUGCUGCUAGAGGAUUGGAUAUCCCCAAUGUCAAGUAUGUCAUCAAUUUGACAUUCCCAUUGACGAUUGAGGAUUAUGUUCACAGAAUAGGAAGGACCGGGAGAGCAGGACAAACUGGUGUUGCACAUACCUUGUUUACUGAGGAUGAAAAACAUCUUAGUGGAGCGUUGUGUAAUAUAUUGAGGGGUGCUAAUCAGCCUGUACCGGAACAAUUGUUGAAGUUUGGUGGACAUACUAAAAAGAAGGCCCAUUCGGUGUAUGGUGCGUUUUACAAGGAUGUUGAUAUGACCAAGACAGCAAAGAAGAUUAAAUUCGAUUAG